GCCCGGCAGCUCCCGCCCACACAUGUCUGUUUAUAAUACAGAUGCGCCCUGCUAUCAACGCAGCAGCGGCAGCAGCAGCAGCAGUCAGGACGACGAAAGCAUCGAGCAAAAUGACGGCGGUCGGCAACACAUACGACGUGGUCGUGGUCGGCGGAGGAAUAUCCGGGUUGAGUGCAGCCAAGUUGUUGCUGGAGAACGACGUGAGUCCUGUUGUUUUGGAAGCCCGCGACAGAGUUGGCGGUCGUACGUUCACUGCGCGGAAUAAGGAGACCAAAUGGGUGGACCUGGGGGGUGCUUACGUCGGUCCGACACAGAAUCGCAUUCUCCGAUUGGCUAAGCAAUAUGGUGUCAAGACCUACAAAGUCAACGAGAAGGAGCGGCUGUUGCAUUAUGUCGACGGAAAGUCUUCCACCUUCAAAGCUUCCUUCCCACCCUCGUGGAACCCAAUUCUCCAUUUGGACUUCAACACUCUGUUCAGGACCUUCGACGAGAUGGGCAAGGAGAUCCCCAGAGAAGCCCCCUGGAAAGCCCCCCAUGCUGAGGAAUGGGACAAGAUGAGCAUGCAGCAGCUCAUAGAGAAGAUCUGCUGGACCAGUGCCACCCGUCGCUUCGCCACGCUGUUUGUCAACGUGAACGUGACCUCGGAACCCCACGAGGUGUCGGCCCUCUGGUUCCUGUGGUACAUCAAGCAGGCAGGGGGAACCAUGAGGAUCUUCUCCACAACAAAUGGAGGACAGGAGAGGAAGUUUGUGGGCGGAUCGAGUCAGAUCAGCGAGUGCAUGGCCAGGGAAUUGGGCGAUCGGGUCAAGCUGCAAUCUCCGGUCUGCAGGAUUGACCAGAGUGGCGACAUGGUGCUGGUGGAGACAACGGAUAAACAGACCUACAUGGCCAAGCAAGUGAUUUUGGCCAUCCCUCCUGUUCUCAACCUCAAGAUACACUUUAACCCCGAGCUGCCCCCGCUGAGGAACCAGCUAAUCAAUCGGGUCCCCAUGGGCUCGGUCAUCAAGUGCAUGGUGUACUACAAAGAGAACUUCUGGAGGAAAAAGGGUUUGUGUGGCAGCAUGGUGAUCGAGGACGAGGGGGCGCCCAUUGGACUGACAUUGGAUGACACAAAACCUGAUGGCAGUAUGCCGGCCAUUAUGGGAUUUAUCCUGGCCCGCAAAUGUAGAAGGUUCUGCGGCCUCACCAAAGAAGAGAGAUUCAAAAGGAUCUGUGAGAGCUUCUCCAGAGUGCUGGGCACUGAAGAAGCUCUGAAUGCGAUCCACUACGAGGAAAAGAACUGGUGUGAAGAGGAGUACUCUGGAGGGUGCUACACUGCAUACUUCCCCCCAGGCAUUCUCACCCAGUUUGGAAAGGUGCUGAGAGAGCCGGUGGACAGGUUGUACUUUGCAGGCACCGAGACCUCCACUGAGUGGAGUGGCUACAUGGAAGGCGCUGUGCAAGCUGGAGAGAGGGCAGCACGGGAGAUUUUGUGCACGAUGGGAAAAAUCCACCGCAGCCAGAUCUGGCAGACAGAGCCUGAGUCAGAGGAUGUGCCAGCGCUCCCCUUUAUCACCACCUUCUGGGAGAGGAACUUGCCUUCAGUCGGCGGUCUGGUCAAGUUCGUGGCAGUGUCGGGCUUUCUUUCUGUCGCCACAGUGGCUGGCGUGGCCGCCUACAAGAAAGGCCUCAUCCCUCGAUAUUAGAUACCAGCGCUGCCGUCUCAUCACCGCACUUGUGUACUUAUGUGCUGAGCGCGACUUUCCACAUGGAAAGAAGUGUGCUGACUGUUGAUUUAUAGCUACAAUUUCUAAAACGAUACAUUUGUCAACCUGAAUAGCUAAGCUACAUGGAUACCUCUUAUUAUAAUCAUGUCCAUCCCUAUACACACACACCAUACAGUUCCAGCUAUCCUCCAUGCCUUUGCCAAUUAUGUGACUUUUUUUAACUGAUCCUGCUCAGAUGUGCGUAUCUGAACUUUUGUUGCACUGUGUGGGCGUUUUUUGUAUCGUGUGUGUGUGUGUGUGUGUACAAAGUGUACACUGGUGAUUUUAGGUGCUGAUUUACUGUGAUGAUGCAGCUACUGGGCCAGUGCAGAUGGUAACGGUUAAAGCUUAGGUCUGUUAUCCUUUUCUACCAAUUGUCAAGAUGUAGUCAUGAAAAUGGCUCGCUUUCGUCCAUCCAUUUUUCAAUUGGAAUUGUUGUCUUUAGGACCACAAGUGAGACAUCCCAAUUGAUUUUGGGCAAGAGGCAGAGUAAACCCAAGACUGGUCGCUGACCAAUUGUGGGGUCAAGCAAUCAUUAUAGGAAAAAAAAAACCCUCACGGGAUUAGUUAGCAAAGAAGAAAACAACAAUACAGUCUGUUCCAUACAUGGAUCUGUACAUGGAUGUGAAUAGGAAUUUCUUGCAGGGAUUUAUUGACAUUUAAGAUAAAUAUGAGGAGUAUUUUUUUUCUUUUUUUGUCUGGUUGAGGAGAGUUUCAGUCGAUGAAUGUAUUUCCUUAAGAAUAAUUGCGCAAUUUUUUACUCAAAAUGUAUUUCUCCUGCAUAAGUCAUCUAUUUUGAUGGUCUACAUACAGGCGCUCCUUAUUGUAUUGCUUCAAUGUCAUUUAAAGAAUCGGACAUCUUGUAAUCACAAAUGUAGCUUAUGUAUAAAAAUUGAGGUUUUGGUUGUAAUUGUCAUCAAUCCAAAAUAUGAAUAAAGGAUGGAUUGUAGUCACUUGGAAAAACAGUAAUUGUCAAAAAACAAACAAACACCUAACUCUUGUAUCGUACAAUUUGUGUGUGUGUUCAUGUGCAUGUGCGUUGGGGAAUUCAUACUGUUCUUGUCUCAAAGUAUGAUGUGUGUCUGUUUCACCAGUGUUGUUUGUUGUGCCAUUAUGGGAAAAUUGUGGUGUUUCACAAAUAUUAUUUUUGGAUUCUCUUAAGUGCCUGUGUAAAUGAAAAUUCCACACACUGCUCCUUGCCCUCAGUUUAGGAACUGCUUUAAUAAUGCAGCCCUCCCGUAAAGGGGCCGUUGACAACUUUCAACUGAAAACUAAGAAAGAGUUUGCCAUUUCAGGCUGUUUUUGUUGUUGUUUUCAGGUCCAAAAUACGAUCACCGGAAAAGCACAUUUCUUCAUAGAACACAGUGGAAGCUUUAGAAAAUGCUGAAACUGCCUGAAAAAGCUGUUUUUUUUUUUUUUGUGUAUGUUUUCUAUUACUUUCCUGUAAAGUCUCUUUCUGUUUUAGCAAUUUUGUACCUUCAUAGGUGGUAUCAGUCUGGUAAAAGAAACAGGACAUUGUCUGUUAGCCCCAUUCACACAGGUUGCAAAUAAAUAACUCAGACUACAUUCUGUCAUUGCGUAAAAUGUUGCAAAAACGCAAUGUUUUGACAUUGCCGAUGUUGUGUGAACAUACCUUAAAAACACCCUUUUAGAUGUACGUAUUUGAUUGCUGAAAAAAAAGUGGUGAUAUUUACAGGAAGAAAAAAAGUUAAAUAAAUCUUUUACGGCUU
Messenger RNA from Hippocampus zosterae (dwarf seahorse), 3475 nucleotides. It is a transcript of the gene maoa, whose product is annotated as monoamine oxidase. Bases 42 to 1685 code for a protein of 547 amino acids. The transcript has 15 exons. Lineage: Eukaryota; Metazoa; Chordata; Actinopteri; Syngnathiformes; Syngnathidae. Gene Ontology annotation, molecular function: oxidoreductase activity. The record is from RefSeq and is a predicted model, not a curated record.